CGCUUUCUCUACACCCACCUGACCUGUUGUCACCGCCGAGGCUGGAUCGUAGUCUCCCCACCACCACGUGUACGUACCCCACCCCCGACACCACACGGGCACCGUCGCUUAUCUAUCUCGUAAAAUAAUCCCCCGGUCUCCGACCCGAGCAGUAGUCAGCUUUUGUUGCCAUUUCGCUCCAGCCGCGGGCGACACACCCCAAAGGAAAGAAAACGAAGAAGAAGCUUCGCUAGCUCGAUCGAUCCCGCAGCCGUUUGUCCGCCACCAAAUACAGUAGAAUGGAGGUGGGCAGCGCGCUGGCCACGGUGCUCUUCGCCGCCUUCUCGCUCCCCUGCCUCCUCCUACUCGUCGUGGCCGCCGAGGCCGCGCUCCGCCUCGCCUCCCUCGCGCUCCGCGGCGACGGCUCCUCCUCCUCCUCCUCCUACGCCUGGCCCUCGCGCACCGCCUUCCUCGGCUACCGCAUCUCGCGCCCCUCCUCGUCCGCCGCCAACGCCGGCAGCGGCGCCUUCCACUUCCAGGACGAGCUGCUCCUGCCGCCCGAGUGCCUCGACCACCUGGCCGUCGCGGCGUACCGCGGCGGCGGCGGCGAUAAUGGGGGCGCGGCGGAGGUGGACUGCGUGUUCUGCCUGUCGCGGAUCGAGGAAGGCGACGAGGUGCGGGAGCUCCGGUGCCGCCACGUGUUCCACCGGGCGUGCCUCGACGCCUGGCUCCUGAUCCGCCCGCGCGCCACGUGCCCGCUCUGCCGCGACCGCCUCCUCCCCGCCGACACUCCCCGCGCCUGCAGCGCCAGCGACGACAGCGACGGCAGCCCCCUCGACGACGACGACGAGAUCUACCCCGAGGACGACGACGACGCCUUCGCCAUCUCUUCCUCGUCCAACGCCGCCGCCGCCUCCUACCACCACCACGGCGCCGCCCUAUGGCACACGUAAUAAUUGUAAGAGAUAUAGCCCAGCACCAAUGCCAUUUCACUCCUGCUCCGCUUGCUCCAAUUUUGCUACGCGAGAGGCAGAGUGUUCUUUUUCUCUUCUUCCUUUUUUUAACUUGUUAUAUCUUUUUCGCUCGGUUUAUAAUUAAGUUGAGUAAGUUGAUCUCUGCAGUAUGUCUCUCGAAAAAGUUGAUGUAUAGGUAGGUGGUUCCUGUUGCUGUCCUCCUUUCUUUCGAUCGCUUGCGGGUAAAUAAUGCUCGCCUGAUUGCUUUCCUGGAUACUGAUGGCUCAACUGCCUCUCUUAAUUUCACUCUUUCAAUCAUGGCAUUGCCAGUGCCCUUUAAUUGUACUGCAAUUUAUAUCUAUCUUCCAGAAGACUAUGA
Molecule: messenger RNA, 1311 nt
Organism: Brachypodium distachyon (stiff brome)
Lineage: Eukaryota; Viridiplantae; Streptophyta; Magnoliopsida; Poales; Poaceae
Product: E3 ubiquitin-protein ligase EL5
Exons: 1
Coding region: 279-932 (217 amino acids)
Biological process (GO): protein ubiquitination
Molecular function (GO): zinc ion binding; ubiquitin protein ligase activity
Source: RefSeq, a predicted model, not a curated record